AUGCUGACAAGUAAUAUUUCCCAAGAGCAGCAUUCGUAUCAUUUGCGAAGCAAAGAGCUUCCAUCUAGCAAUUCAUCGAGUGAUGAGCAUCAAGAUAUUCUUGCAGUGCACGACAUUUCAGUCAAGUCACAAUCCAACAGAGUGUCGGCUGAGCAAACCGGACUACAAUCCACUUCUGAUAACACACUUUUGGCUGCUUUCCAUAAAUCAUUGACUCCUACAAAGCUGUCUACAUUUGAGCAAGCAUUUGUUCAAAAUAGAUUCACUCCAACUCGUCUUGGACAGCCUGCAAGCAGGAUCAUACCUGGCUCUAAAACUAACACAAGAUCUGGAGCAGAUGUUCAGGCAUCUUCACCAGUUACUGUCUUUAAGCGUCCAACUCUCAAAACUGGUCAAGAUGUCAUUGCCAAGUCCAGUCUUGUAACAAAACAAAACAGAAAACAAACUCCAGCUGUCGAAUUUGCCAAAAAACCACUUCCGUGUGCACAGAUCGUGCCAGUAAGCAAACCGUCUGUAACCAACACUCUUAGAAAGUCCAUGAGCAUACCACACAUGAAUACCACGGCCAUUUCCAAACAGAUCUCUUCUCCUGUAACUCCUUACCCAAGUUGCAUCAAUGCCUCUGUAAAUCAACUGCGCGGACACAAAGUAUCUAUAAAACGUGCUUUACCCAUUUUGCCAUCGUCCGUUUAUGAUGACGAAAAUCCAUUUUCUGUGUCAUCAAAGCCAAACAAGGAGCUUAAAUCAGAAAAUGAACCAGCACUGCUUUUGCAAAAAAUUGCAUCCCACGAAGCAACGAUUUUAAAUCUGACAAAAGAUUUAGUAAUGGCUAACCAAAAAAAUGUAGAUUUAGGCAAGAUAGUUUAA
Molecule: messenger RNA, 867 nt
Organism: Batrachochytrium dendrobatidis JAM81
Lineage: Eukaryota; Fungi; Chytridiomycota; Chytridiomycetes; Rhizophydiales
Exons: 3
Coding region: 1-867 (288 amino acids)
Source: RefSeq, a predicted model, not a curated record